Messenger RNA from Helianthus annuus (common sunflower), 432 nucleotides. RefSeq lists its product as uncharacterized. NCBI's taxonomy places the organism in Eukaryota, Viridiplantae, Streptophyta, Magnoliopsida, Asterales, Asteraceae. The record is from RefSeq and is a predicted model, not a curated record. Bases 1 to 432 code for a protein of 143 amino acids. The transcript is spliced from 2 exons.
AUGGCAAGGUAUGGUUACAAUGUGACGUCUAAAGUUGCGGAUGUGAUUGAGAAUGGCAAUUGGAAUUGGCCGGAGGCCUGGAGGAAUGUAUACCCGGUGCUUUUCCAGCUUCCAUCAGUGAAUCUAUCCAAUUCUCAGGACCAGGUAUUGUGGUGGAAUUCAGAAGGCAAAAUUGUGCCGUUUGCUUCAAAGGAGGUAUGGAACACAAUUAGGAUCCGUGAUCAACAAAAGGACUGGUCAAAAUUUGUGUGGUCAGCGUUUAACAUUCCUAAGCAUGCUUUCUUAUGCUGGCUUAUUAUUAAGAGGAAGCUGUGGACGCAGGAUCGUAUUUUGCAGUGGAACCGGAAGAUCUUGAAACGCAUGAUCACCUAUUUUUUCAAUGCUCUUACUCGGAAAAAGUGUGAAGCAUUGUUAGAAGUAAAGUGGGAAUGA